CCUCUUGUCACGUUCUGUGGCGAAUGUUCACGUAUGUAUGUUUUCUAAUGAUAACACGGGCGUGUGAGGGCUGUGUCACAGAGCCUCUGAGCGAUAUGGAGGAAAGUGGCCCCGGGAGGAAAUGGUAACCCAAACAGAGCCGAGGGGGUCCAAGUUCAAUAUGGCGGACACAGAGGUGGCAUCCCAAAGUGGAGGCUACGACGUGGAGUGGUUUGUGGAAACCCCAGAUUACGAUCUCAUCUGCACCAUCUGCCAGGGGGUCCUGCGUUGUCCUGUCAGAGCAACGUGCCACCACAUUUUCUGCAAGAAGUGCAUUUUACGGUGGCUGAAAAGACAGGAGACGUGCCCUUGCUGCAGAAAGCCCAUUAACGCGUGCAAGAUCUAUGUCAUGUUCAGACUGAGCAAGUCGAUUGGACACUUGAAGAUAAAGCAAAUGGCGGACGACGCCGGUGGUAGAGGAGGUUUUCGCGGAGGUUUCGGCCCAGGUGGCCGGGGUCGUGGCCGUGGACGCGGCAGAGGCCGUGGUAGAGGACGCGGUGCCCGGGGCGGCAAGUCCGAGGACAAGGAAUGGGUCCCUGUAACCAAGCUGGGCCGCCUGGUUAAGGACGUGAAGAUCAAGUCCCUGGAGGAGAUCUAUCUCUACUCUCUGCCUAUCAAGGAGUCUGAAAUCAUUGACUUCUUCCUGGGUUCGUCUCUGAAAGAUGAGGUUCUGAAGAUCAUGCCUGUCCAGAAGCAGACCAGGGCUGGUCAGCGCACCAGAUUCAAGGCUUUUGUUGCCAUUGGCGACUACAACGGCCACGUUGGUCUGGGAGUGAAAUGCUCCAAGGAGGUGGCCACUGCCAUCCGCGGCGCCAUCAUUUUGGCCAAGCUGUCCAUCGUCCCAGUCAGGAGAGGUUACUGGGGUAACAAGAUCGGCAAGCCCCACACCGUACCCUGCAAGGUGACCGGUCACUGCGGCUCGGUCCUGGUGCGUCUCAUCCCUGCACCCCGUGGUACUGGCAUCGUGUCUGCUCCUGUGCCCAAGAAGCUGCUCAUGAUGGCUGGUAUUGACGACUGCUACACCUCUGCAAGAGGCUGCACUGCCACGCUUGGCAACUUUGCCAAGGCCACCUUUGAUGCCAUCUCCAAGACUUACAGCUACCUGACCCCUGAUCUCUGGAAGGAGACCAUUUUCACCAAGUCUCCCUACCAGGAGUACACCGACCAUCUGGCCAAGACUCACACCAGAGUGUCCGUGCAGAGAGAGCAGGCUGUCCAGGCAGCACCCACCUAAACUUUUUGUACGGUGGAACUGUUGAAAUAAAUGUCCUGAGAGUAAAA
Molecule: messenger RNA, 1320 nt
Organism: Nerophis lumbriciformis (worm pipefish)
Lineage: Eukaryota; Metazoa; Chordata; Actinopteri; Syngnathiformes; Syngnathidae
Gene: rps2
Product: ribosomal protein S2
Biological process (GO): translation
Cellular component (GO): cytosolic small ribosomal subunit; ribosome
Molecular function (GO): structural constituent of ribosome; RNA binding
Source: RefSeq, a predicted model, not a curated record